UUUUUUUUUUUUUUUUUUUUUUGUCCUCUCGUUUAAACUCGUGACUUUUUUCCACCAUUUUUUAAAAGAAAUUCACAGGAAGGGACAGACAGCGGAGUCUGCAGACGCACAGCUCUCUGCGCUCCGACAGCAGCGCAUGAGAAAAUAAAGACAAAAAGAGAGAGAGAGAGAGGAGGGGGGUGAAAGUGCGCAAGUUAAGUGGCUCACACUCUCCGGGGCUCCAGCAUGGCGUAUCCUCAGGGCUACUUGUACCAGCCGUCCGCCUCUUUGGCCCUGUACUCGUGCCCCGCGUACAGCACGAGCGUCAUAUCGGGACCCAGGACGGAGGAACUCGGGAGAUCCUCUUCGGGAUCYGCUUUUGCGCCCUACGCCGGAUCUACCGCGUUCACCAGCGCCUCGCCGGGCUACAACUCCCACCUACCGUACAGCGCGGACGCGGCGGCAGCUGCCACCUUCACCUCAUACGUGAGCUCGCCCUAUGAUCACACCACGGGGAUGGCCGGCUCUAUUGGAUACCACCCUUACGCAGCACCCUUGGGCACCUACCCCUACGGUGACCCCGCGUACCGUAAAAACGCGACGCGGGACGCGACGGCCACCCUGAAGGCCUGGCUCAACGAGCACCGCAAGAACCCCUACCCGACGAAGGGCGAGAAGAUCAUGCUGGCCAUCAUCACCAAGAUGACCCUGACGCAGGUGUCCACCUGGUUCGCCAACGCCAGGAGGAGGCUAAAGAAGGAGAACAAGAUGACCUGGACCCCUCGGAACCGGAGCGAGGACGAGGAGGAGGACGAGAACAUCGACUUGGAGAAAAACGACGACGACGAGCCAAACAAGCCUUUGGAUAAAGGAGACUCCACAGACACAGAAGCAGAUCACAAACUACUGAACCCAGGGGACAUGAGCUGUGACAGAUUUAAAGAAGAGAACCGUGGCAAAGAAAUGGACCCCCUCCUGAGCGACUCGGAGUUAAAGGACCACGAGGAGCGGACUACGGAGCUGCUGCCGGACACCGCAAAACCGACCACCUCGUCUCCCCCGGCGGGGUCCCGGGGGAACCAGGCCGCCGCGCAGCAAGACAAGCCGUCCGAUUUGAGCCACGCACCGACCGCAGUGUCCAGCAACGUGACCUCCGUGAUCCACUCGCCCCCCUCGGCUCCCAAACCCAAACUCUGGUCCCUGGCGGAGAUCGCCACGUCCUCAGACAGGUGCAAGGGAAGCGGCGGCGACGCGUCGCAGGCUUGUCCCGGUUUGGGUCAGAGCGCUGUCCUGGGCAGCACCGCGUCUCCGUCCCGCUCCUCCCCGCAGUGCCCGCUCCCCAGCAGCACAGUCCUGUCCAGGCCUCUGUACUACACGGCCCCUUUCUAUCCCGGCUACACGAACUACGGUGGCACUUUUGGACACCUCCACAGUAACCACGGCUCGGUCACCACGGGCUCAACGGCACAUUUCAAUGGAUUAAACCAGACUGUGUUAAAUAGAGCAGAGGCUCUGGUAAGAGAGAGCCAGAAAGUCAGAGGCCAAACGCAGGUAGAUCUUUGUAAAGACUCCCCUUAUGAACUAAAGAAAGGUAUGUCAAAUAUUUAAUACCUGAAUAUUUUCCACUCACCGCGGACGUUUAUUUAUUUUAUUAUUAUUAUUAUUUUUAUUAUUUUCUGUGUGGUUGCAUUUGGAAAAAAAAAGACAGAGAAAAAAUUAUAAGAGCAAUGUUGAAGCAAAUUCUGAGAACAAUUAUUUUCUGAGUAAAUGCUUAUCCUCAUUAUAAUUUGUUUUAAGUUUCUGAAUGGUUAAAUGCUAAACUGUAACAAGAAAUGGUCUUAAUCGCUGCAGCCGCCUAUUUGUAUUAAAGACUAACAUGUAUAUUUAAUGUAGCUUUUUUUUGUAUUUAAAAUGAACAGCACAUUAUCUUUGAAGUAAAUUAUGGAGAGAGAAAAAAAAAAACGAAGUUGUUGCAGCCAUUAUUUUCGGAUGAACAGCUGGUUUUGCUUGAUGUGUCGACAGUGCUUUAAAGCCAGUUAAUCUAUGCGAAAUUUGAAUUCCGUUUUGCACAAUGACAGAUGGGCCAAAGGUAAUUAUUUCCAAAUUUCAAGGCAGAGGGAGCGGAGAGGGCCUGCGUUCUGCUUGAAGGAUGUUGCAAUACAGYCAAACAAUAAAACGGGUUCAGUUGAUUUGAAUGCUGCACAUGUAAGAGUGAAUGAUUAAAAAUGAUACAUAUUUUA
Austrofundulus limnaeus is the source of this 2219-nucleotide messenger RNA. RefSeq names its product iroquois homeobox 5a (gene irx5a). Gene Ontology annotation, molecular function: RNA polymerase II cis-regulatory region sequence-specific DNA binding; DNA-binding transcription factor activity, RNA polymerase II-specific. Gene Ontology annotation, cellular component: nucleus. Gene Ontology annotation, biological process: cell development; neuron differentiation; regulation of transcription by RNA polymerase II. Lineage: Eukaryota; Metazoa; Chordata; Actinopteri; Cyprinodontiformes; Rivulidae. The record is from RefSeq and is a predicted model, not a curated record.